Molecule: messenger RNA, 7350 nt
Organism: Phyllopteryx taeniolatus (common seadragon)
Lineage: Eukaryota; Metazoa; Chordata; Actinopteri; Syngnathiformes; Syngnathidae
Gene: irag1
Product: murine retrovirus integration site 1 homolog
Exons: 35
Coding region: 154-5073 (1639 amino acids)
Source: RefSeq, a predicted model, not a curated record
CUGCUUGUGAUGUGGAGUGCAAGCGAGCGAGCGAGCGAGCGCACGAGCGUCCCGAAGGCUUCCUGCGAGAAUCGGAGAACACGCCAAACACACUGAAAAUCGGAUUUAGCUGAGCCAUAUUUUCCUCUCUCGGAAGAGCCGCCUGGAUUGAAAAUGUGGGAGCCUCCCGACGACGGACCGGAGGACUCGAGCGACGUGAAGGAAUUCUCUGAACGCGAACUCCUCGACAUCAUGUACGACGCGUGCGACAGCUCCGGCGCAGGAGAGGCGUCGGCGUCGUCCAUCUCGGAAUACCUGCGGAAGCUGUCGUCCCGGAGUCGGGAGCGGGGCCGCCUGACGUCUUUGCAGCGGCUGCUGGACCCCGACUGUCGGGACCCCGUUGUGAGCAGAGAGAUGUUCCACUCGGCCGUGACGCAGUGGAUCGCCCGGUGCGGCCAGGACCGCGCUGACGCGGACCGCGAUGGCGAUGCGUCCUACGCAGAUACUUCAGGAGGGCCUUUCGAUGCGGGUGCCCUUUCAGGUCUGGAAUUCUCAACUACUCUGACGAAUGCCGCGCCCGCCGACAGCCCAAAGUGCGCCUGCGCCUGCGACGGAAACGACCUGUCGGAGACGGUGUCGGAACUCAAGCGAGCCCACCGCAAGCUGCGCGAGCAGAACGGCGGCCUGCUGAGGACGGUGGACAAGUGUGAAGACGUCAACCUGCGGCUCACCCUGGAGAUCGCUGAGCUGAGAGCAAAGCUGGCGAGGUCAAACGUCUCAGCUACGGAGACACAAAGUGCUAUUGGUGCAGUGGAUGAUUUUCUUGUGAGAUUUGUGAGCGACCGGUUAGCGCGUCCGCCUCACAGUUCUGAGGACCCGGCUCGGAUCCCCGGCCGGCCCCGCCCGUGUGGAGUUUGCAUGUUCUCCCUGUCGUGCCUGCGUGGCUCCGCUUUCCUCCCACGUCCCAAAAACAUGCAUGCAUUGGAGACUCGAAAUUGCCCCGUCGGCGUGACUGUGAGUGCGAAUGGUUGUUUGUUUGUUUGUAUGUGCCCUGCGAUCGGCUGGCGACCGGUUCAGGGUGCGCCCCGCCUCCUGCCCGAUGACGGCCGGGAUGGGCGGAUGCAUGGAUUUGUGAUGCAGAUGGAUGUUCUUCUUUCUUUUGGCAUGAGUAGUUCCCAGCGGUCAGCGGUUCGAGUCCGAUCCAUAACGGAGGAACUGGAGGAGACCCGUCGGGCCUUUACAGAGGCCCAGGAACGAGCCGGUCGUACGCAAGCCAGCUGCACCAAGCUGAGCAAUGAGGUCGAAUGCCUGAAAGUUCACAUAAGGAGGCUCGAAGACAAGAAUGAAAAAGUCUCCUUCGAAAAGACGUGUUCGGAAGAGAACGUGAGCAAACUGCGCAAAGCCAACGGCGACUUGAGGGCUGAGCUUGAAGAAACUCUGCUCAUCUUGACUCUGAGAGAUCGAGAAAUGGCUAAGAAAGAGCUUCUGAUGGAUAAGAUGAAGAACGCUCACGUGGAGAAUCACAGCAUCCUCGAGGUUUGUUUCGCCGCCGCGAUCGGGAGCGACGCAUGGAUUCCAUUCAUUUCCCGUGGUGGCGUGUCGCAGGGCGUGCAGGCGGAGCUGACCAGGUUACAUCAACAUUCGCGGCAAGUCCUGCUGAGGUACGACAGACUCCGCAUCGGUCCUGAGACGCCGCACGCUCGGGAUCCUCCCAACUUCCGCUCUCUGCAAAGUGAGAUGCAAGACUUGCAGCAGGCGGACGAAAGGAGCCCCCCCGCUCUCCGUACGGACCGUGAAAACAUCCAGAGCAUCAUCCGCAGGAUCAAAUCUACAGAAAUAGCUCAUCUUUGGCGCGAUAGGCUCCCAGAGAGGGGCCCCUCUCCCGUGGAGCCCCAGGAGAAGCCCUUUCCUCAGCGCCAGCAGCGACAGGCCAGCAUCAAGCGGCAGCUUGUCAAUGUGCUGCAGGACCUCGAGCUACAGGAGAGCGCGAGGGAGGAAAAAGGGGAGAGGCCGGACGAACGGCGCAAAGCCCGGGAAGAGGAGCCAAAGCCGAACCGGAUCGGGACGCAGAUUCCGCAGUGCAAGAAAGUGGCCAUCGUCAAGUGGUGGAAAGCGCUGAGCGCCGACGGGGCGAAGGCCCGGACCGGCGAAAGCCGGACCUUCCGGGAGCUCGCCGAGAGAGCUCGGCUGCGUCGGGCCGAGCGGACCGUCGGCGAUACGAGGGAGCCGGUCUGCCGCCUGCAAACCUCUCACGAAUGUCAGCAGAAGGGUGCGCCCGAGCAGAAAAGCGGCGGAGUUGUUCUAGUACACAAGGAAACCAACACUGACGGAGCCGGCGGGCGACGCGUGGAGCAGCAGAGGGAUGCGGAACCCGGAGCAGCCUCACGCCACAAGCCAGUCCAACUCGGGGUGACUGCGGACCGAAUGCUGGCGGCCCUCAGAAGAACGCAGGCCACGGUCAACAGCGCCCUGCGGUCGGCACAACUCGUGAAGGAGAGCGAGGAGAGGGUGAGCCGGGUCGGGCUGCGGAUGGAGAGCGUCGCUCGGACGCUGGAGGCCGCUCUGGGACGCGCAGGCCGAGCUGACGUGCAGCUGGGCUUGCUCGAGGCCCGCAUCGUGGGAAAACCAAAUCAGACUUUUCCGAGGCCGUCGUGUCCCGAGCACUCGUCUGAGGAUAAAGACCAAACGGAGAGUCCUCCUCCGCCUCCUCCGGCUCCUCCGGCUCCUCCUCCGCCUCCGCCUCAUGUAAUCCCAGAAGUCAGCGAGUCUCCGCAGCUUCCCAUGAAUGGUGACGCAGAACGAGGCAGCUCCGGCAAGUCCAGCGCCGACUCCACUGCUGAGGGCAACUUUGUUUUCCCCCUCACCCGAUCCCGGCCCUGUCUGCUUCCCGCCAUGCCCACGCUGCCCGAGGAAGAGGAGGACUCCCCCGAGGAUCCGGACAGUUCUUCGAGCUCUCCCAGUACGUGCGCACCCGCUGAGAGCGGAGCUGCGGCCACGAUCAUCUACCCACAGCAGACCGACGUCGUCCGGCGAGACGGCCGUCCUCGAGAGCAAGCUCGGCCGCGCAGCCCCAGAGCUCGUCCGGCCAGAAACUCCUCCGCAGGAUCCAUCACCACAGUCGACAGCGCAGGUCACGUGAUCGACCUGGUGAAGGACAAGCUGCCGGAGAUGCGGAUCUCCGAGGAGGAUCGUCAGAAGAAUCUGCAGCUGCUGGAAGAAGCCAAGAAGGUCAGCGACCGCUUCCUGAUGCGCCGGGGCCGGCGUUCUACCAGCAGCUUUUCCGACUCUCCCGCAGUGGUGGAAGUUCCAGAAGUGACUUGCAGUCCGCACUCAAUCAGUCAGCAUCUGGACGCUGCCUCAGCGAGGGUGCAAAAGGAUGCGGAGGGCGGCAGACUAGCGGGGGAUUGGAAGACCACAGAGAAAAGGAAAGUGUCUUCUGGGACCCUAACGCCCCGUUUUGCCAUUCCCAAGGAGAACUGUGACCCCAAAAGUCCUCCGGGAGCCAAUAAAAGCGAGGACGGAGGACGGAAUUCCGGCCAGGCACCGGCCACAGGGGUCGCCAAGCCCGUUCCUCGACCCCCGACGCAACAGGCCCCCUGCACAGCUGAAAUAAAGACCAUCGGUGCCUUUCCACCGCUGAUGAGGGCCGUUUCCUGGGAUGCCGUCAGGGGCAUUAACUCCAGAAAUGGAACAGACGAGACGAGCUCGGACAAAGGCGCUUUGAAAGCCGCGGGGCUCAAGGAGCUCAAGGAGCUCCCGGCGCCCAAACUGUCCAAAUUCAGAGAGGAACACAAGCUGAUGCGUAACCAAAGCGUCGUCGGCUCCAAGUUGCCGGACCUGAGCGAAGCUGCCGAACAGGAAAAAGGACCUGCUUGCGCCUCAAGCGAGGAGAGCAAGCCGGACGCCAUGCCAAACAUCUCUGACGUCAUGCUGAGAAAACUCAAACUUCACCGCGGCCUACCUGGCUGCGCACCUCCGCUCACUGAAAAAGAAGUUGAGAAUGCAUUUGUCCAGCUGUCGCUGGCCUUCCGUAACGACAACUACACACUGGAUACCCGCCUCAAACAGGCAGAGAGGGAGAGGAACCUGACUGAGGAAGAUACGCAGAAAGAACUCGAAGAAUUCAAAGGCGCACUUAAGAUGAGUGCCCCACAGUGGCAGAACCUGGAGCAGCGCGAGGCCUACCAGCGGCUCAUAGAGACGCUGGCGGUGCUGCAUCGGCUGGCCGCUCGCCUCUCGAGCAGAUCCGAGAUCGUCGGAGCCGUUCGCCAGGAGAAACGCAUGAGCAAGGCUACAGAGGUCAUGAUGCAAUACGUGGAAAAUCUCAAGCGGACCUAUGAGAAAGACCACGCCGAGCUGACCGAGUUCAAAAAGCUGGCCAACCAGAACUCCAAUCGCUGCUAUGGAAGCUCCGUAGAAACUGGAGAUGAUGGAGUCUCUCGGGCUUCAAGAUCCAUGUCGCUCACUCUCGGCAAGGCGCUGCCCAGACGUAGGGUGAGCGUUGCCGUGGUGCCCAAGUUUAACCUGCUGAACAUCCCGGGUCAGACGCCACCCGCCGCCGCCCCCAAUGCGCCAUCAGCUUCCGCGCCCGGUGCUGCUCUCCCGGCCUUGAGUGAAGCAAGCGAUGUGAAAGGAAACUCCUCGCCAGAAUCGACACAACAGGCGACAACAGAGCGUGGAAAGAGCGUGCCGGAGCAGGAAGGCCAGUCGGCCAAGCCCGCCGUCGACCUGGAGGAGAUCAGAGCGGAAAUCAGGGCAGAGCUCAAGGCAAAGAUUGAGGAAGAGGCGUACAAUAAAGGCUACCAAGAAGGACUGAAGCAAAACAAAGCCAUCCGGGAGGAAAAGCGCGAAGAGGAGGAGGAAGCUGCAGACAAGUUGCCGCAAUCCAAGAUACGGGAUGAGGAAAGUGGAAAGAAGAUCAAAACAAGCCGGAGGAUGGAGGAGCUCCUGGUUCUGCUUAGCCGCAUUUGCCCCAAGGUUUUGUGGCGCAAGCAGCUCCUCUGGGUCGCGCUGGUGGUUUUUCUGGUGAUGUGUCUGGUUAUCAGUGUUUUCACAUUCUUCACCGGCUACUACAACAAGCGUGACGACACAUAAGGACGCAAGCGCUUUCUUUCUCCGGGGCGCAAACCGCCACGUUUGAACCAAGGAAGCGCUCGACAGUCUGUCGCGGUCAAUUGACUGCACAGCGGUGGAACUCUGCUGAAGGCGGUUAACGAGGAUCUUGCGUAUGACGUUUGCUGCGCUUACUACUCGUUCACCAACUGCAAUUGUGGCACAUGCGAAUAUGGUCAACAUGCCACUUUUGAUAUAACGUUACCUAACAUGAUAUAGAGCAUACUGUACGGUUUUUGAUUCGUCUUUUCGUCAAAUACAAUGGAAACCUGUAAGUCGCAGGUGCCCAACCCAAGGCCGGAGGGCCAGAUCCAGCCCCUCACACCAUUUUCUGUAGCCCUGUAGGCGAAAGCAAAGCCUAUAGUGUACGUCUGGCUCGUGUUUUCUUGCUGACAUCUGUCCCUGAACCGAGCCGCUGAGGACGACGGGAGUGGGCGAACUCCACGUUUGAAGAAAUUGUGUUUGCCCCAAAUUUCUGCAUUUUGCCAAACACAGCCUCGCCUCGAGAUUUGAGUUUCAUUCGUUCCGUGACCACAUUCGUAACUCAAAUCGCCUUUCCCCAUUCAAAUGAAUGGAAAUGCCAUCAAUUGGUUCCAGCCUUCCCAACUUACAUACAGUACCUACAUUCAGACAUAAUUAAAUAGAAUGUAAAUAAUGAAACCAUUUUUGUCACACUUUUUGCUUCAACGUUGAUUAUGCUACUCUUUCUAGCGUGUGCGCUUUGGCCACAUGGGGGCAGUAUAUACAGACAUAAGCAUGUACACGUCAGUAAUGUUAGUCUCCAAGACUGCGUGCCAAUGAGUAUUGUUAUAUUAUCUGUCGACAUACGUUGCUCCACCGUUUGAUUGUAGCCUUUUUUUUUUUUUUGGGUGUGGUUACACGGUCAAAAUGGCGCCAUCUGAGGGGAAAAAAAUUCAAUAAUAACUACAACGCAAAUGAAUUUGCAUCCAAGUUGAAGACCGCAAAAGUGGCCCCAUUUGGAGUUGAAUCCCAACUUCUUUCACAACUUGGAUGUGAGUCCCUCAUCGUGUGUGAUGUCACACAAGACCAAGCAAAUGCUAACACAAGCCAAAUAUGUUGACGUCACAACACUUAACCUGAAUUCCUUCCCGCAAUAGCUAUGAAACAUUCCUAGUUGACAGCAGCCCUUUGCAAACCCCUUCGUGUUUCCUCCCCAUUAUGUGAGUGCCAGGCCAAUUCAAAGGGUGAGUACUUUGACAACGACUUGGUUUUAGCAUACAGUGGUUCACUUCUGACUUACAUUUGUCUGACAGUUGGAAAUGUUAGAUGCUACUUCCAACAUCGCCUGUACAGUGAUGCCUUGAGAUACGAGUCUAAUUCAGUCUGUCACCACUCUCCUUACUAAAAUGAUUUUUCCCCAUUUUAAUGAAGGGGAAAAAAACAACAACAAAAAUACUUGUUUUUCAAAUGAUGAAAAUGCCACUCAAUAAUAUUGUAUUUUACUAAAAAAAAAAAAAACAACUUAGUAAUAACAGCAUUGAAUGAAACAGUUCGUGCAUCAUGAUUAAUUCAUUGCAGCUUCUUCUGGCGUGUGCGACUCGCAUUAUAAUACAGUCAUGCAGACACAAAUGAAGAAGAGUUUCACAAGUACUAUAAGUGACUCAGUUAACUGCUGCUAUAGUAUUUGUCAUUUCUUCGUGGAAGAUAAGGAAUAUAUGCCUGUGAGUAUUGUUAUAUUGUCUCUCUACAUGGGUGGCUGCAGCGUUUGUGUUCGAACAUUGGUGGUGGAAAGGGUUUUAACACAGCAACUAUCGAUACUAUUGGUUUGCCCCUCUAUGGCGUUUUAGCAUUACGCUAAGCGGACUUCCCUAAGGAAAAGCGAUGCGGUUGUUUGAAAUUCAUGAAGUGCAAUUUUCUUUGUUUUAUGUUUCGUUGGGAGUGGCAGUAAACAGCUCGAAUCGUUUAGCUCUCUGCCAAACUGCUUCUUGUUGUCGCGGAGCGCAGCUGAGUUGAUUGCCGCCGUACAAUUUGGCUCACUCGCAUCUCAAGGCACCGCCGCACGGUGAACAACGGCUUGUUUGAAGGUGAUCGACUGCGAGAGUGCGACAAAUGAUCUCACUUUCUAUUAUUUCCUGUGGUAGAAACGCUUUGCAAUCAGAGUCAGUCGGUCCGGAAAGGGAUUCCGUUUGACUUUGCAGUUUCUGGAGUGCCAUUGCGAUCUUCUUUACACGUGUGUUUACUUGCGGUGUCAAAAUUUGCCACUAUCACCUUGAAAUAAAGGUUUGUGAAUUCAAUCAA